Messenger RNA from Microthlaspi erraticum, 2694 nucleotides. The record is from the annotation of a GenBank genome assembly. NCBI's taxonomy places the organism in Eukaryota, Viridiplantae, Streptophyta, Magnoliopsida, Brassicales, Brassicaceae.
AUGAAUUCUCUGCAAUUACACUGCUCCCUUCACUUCCUCCGUCCAAAACACCGUCUUCGUUCCUCUACCACCUUCACUUCCCGCACGUGCCACUUUCCCGGUAAAAUCAAUCUCCGUGAAAAUUCCAGAGUCGGAGCCAAGUCUAUCUCCUUCAAUUGCUUCGCCCAAUCCGAUACAAAGGAAUCAAGUUUCAGAAACGGAGAAAUUUCAGCUGAGAGAGAAGAACCGGAACGUCCUCCGUUCGAUAUCAAUCUCGCCGUCAUACUCGCUGGUUUCGCUUUCGAAUCCUACGCUACCCCUCCGGAAAAGAUCGGGAAACGAGAGGUUAAUGCAGCUGGGUGUAUUACUCUCUACCUUUCUGAGUCAUUUGUAAGGGAAGUAUACGAUGGACAAUUGUUUAUAAAGCUCAAAAGAGGAUUUGAUUUUCCUGCCUUGGAUCCAUGGGGAACGAGUGACCCUUACGUGGUCAUGGACUUGGAUGGUCAGGUUGCUAGAAGCAAAACCAAAUGGGGGACAAGAGAGCCAAAAUGGAAUGAAGACUUUGUUUUGAAUAUCAAGCUACCUCCUGCAAAAAAGAUACAGAUUGCAGCUUGGGAUGCAAAUCUUGUAACCCCACCUAAACGGAUGGGGAAUUCCGAAGUCGACGUGGAAUGCAUUUGUGAUGGAACCUUGCACGAGGUGCUAAUAGAACUAGACGGAAUUGGAGGUGGUGGAAAAAUUGAACUUGAGAUCAGGUACAAAGGAUUUGAGGAGAUUGAAGAUGAAAAGAAGUGGUGGAGGUUCCCGUUUAUCUCGGAGUUCCUUCAAAGAAAGGAAAUUGAGUCGGUUUUGAAAAAUAUCGUCGACUCUGAAGCUGUGCCAGCACGUCAGUUUGUAGAGUAUGCCUUUGGACAGUUAAAGUCACUCAGUGAUGAUGCUCCUCUUAAGAAUAUUAAACUUCGAAACAACAAUGUGGAUGGCUCUGAAAGUGACAAUAACUCUCCAGAGGUAGAUAUGCUCUCUGAUGGUGCUAGUUCAGAGGAUUCAUUGGAUCCGAAUCAUCACGAUAGCGAAGGUAAAAAUGGUGAAGGUGAUGGUGGUGCCAGCAGCAACAAUGUGUCAGUAAGUAAUUUCUGGGGUAACUUCCCAGACAUAGUUAGUCAAAAUAUCGUCCAGAAACUUGGCCUUCCUUCACCUGAGAAAUUGAAGUGGGAUGGAAUGGAUAUACUUGAAAAAUUUGGUAUACAAUCACGGAAAACUGCUGAAGCAGGUUACAUUGAAUCAGGGCUUGCCACAGCUGAUUCUAGAGAUGUUGAUGACGAUGAAAAGGAGGAUGGUAACGCACCGCCCAAGACUUCCCUUGUUGACAUGAAGAGUGCGACACAAGAAUUGCUGAAGCAGGCUGAUAAUGUCUUUGGUGCGUUAAUGGUUUUAAAAGCUGUAGUGCCUCAGUUAAGUAAGGACGACGCUGGUACAGAGAAGGUCAUAGAAAAAGAUGAUGUCUCUGGUUUCUCGAAAAGUGAAAAACUCUCUGGUCUAGUGAAUGUUGAGAGAGCGGAUGAGAAGAACGCUGAGGAAAUGAAAACACUGUUUUCUAGUGCAGAAAGUGCCAUGGAGGCAUGGGCGAUGCUUGCCACUGCCCUGGGGCAUCCAAGCUUUAUCAAAUCUGAGUUUGAAAAGCUGUGUUUUCUAGACAACGACGGCACUGACACACAGGUAGCUAUUUGGCGUGAUGCAAGGAGGAAAAGAGUAGUUAUCGCUUUCAGAGGAACUGAACAGACAAAGUGGAAAGAUUUGCAGACUGAUUUGAUGGUAGUUCCUGUUGGUCUGAAUCCUGAACGAAUUGGUGGGGACUUCAAGGAAGAAGUACAGGUUCAUAGUGGAUUUCUGAGUGCAUAUGAUUCAGUACGGAUAAGGAUCAUUUCGCUACUCAAAAUGGCAAUCGGUUAUAUAGACGAUGCUGCGGAGUGUGAAGAUAAAUGGCAUGUUUAUGUGACUGGCCAUAGCUUGGGUGGUGCAUUAGCUACACUCUUGGCUAUUGAACUUGCGUCAAGCCAAUUAGCUAAACGUGGAGCGAUCACUGUAACCAUGUACAAUUUUGGAUCUCCAAGAGUAGGCAACAAAAAAUUCUCUGAAGUUUAUAAUCAGAAAGUAAAAGACAGCUGGAGAGUUGUAAACCACAGAGACAUAAUUCCCACAGUCCCUCGCUUAAUGGGCUAUUGUCAUGUUGCCCAUCCUGUUUAUCUUGCUGCUGGAGACGUGGAGAGUUUGGAGUUUCAGAAAGAUGGUUAUCAUGGUGAGGUGAUUGGGGAAGCAACACCUGAUAUUCUUGUUAGUAGAUUUAUGAAAGGUGAGAAGGAACUCGUUGAGCAGAUACUUCAAACAGAGAUCAAAAUAUUUAACGCAAUUCGUGAUGGGAGUGCCCUUAUGCAGCACAUGGAGGAUUUCUAUUACAUCACACUCUUAGAGAGUGUGAAAUUGUAUUACAAAGAUGUUGAAGAUCCGAAAGGCCUUCGACUUUUCUCAUCUCUUCACCGACUCACCGUCUUCUCUCCUCGCCACCACCCUCCUCUCCUCUCCACCACCGUUCCCGUUCCCGUCCAAAUCCGUCUCUCCAGUUCGAUUCUUAAACUCCUCUCCACCACCGUUCCCAUAACUCUGAAAAUGCAAAGGGGCUCGCUCCAACACACCCUAUCCGUCUUGGUCUGGCAUUGA